This is a messenger RNA of Xenia sp. Carnegie-2017, 4631 nucleotides long. RefSeq lists its product as uncharacterized. Bases 52 to 4107 code for a protein of 1351 amino acids. The transcript has 2 exons. NCBI's taxonomy places the organism in Eukaryota, Metazoa, Cnidaria, Anthozoa, Malacalcyonacea, Xeniidae. Gene Ontology annotation, molecular function: protein binding. The record is from RefSeq and is a predicted model, not a curated record.
AGCAAAACUUACAUGGAUGAAAGAUUGAUGUAACAAUAAGCUAACAUUGACAUGGGGUCUGUCUUGAGUUCUAAAAAGGAAACUAAUGGUUUUAAGUUGAUGAGAUUAAUUGUUGAUGUUGGUGGAGAAGCUUUAAGAAUAACAUUAAGGAAACAACUUUCAGGUACGGAUUUAUUUUAUAUUUUAAAUGACAAUAAAAAUUUUAAUAAGCUUUUGUUGCUAAAAGAUAAGCAAAUAAAGCAACAUCAAUGGGAUCUACUGUAUCCUCCUCCUCUAAUAUUACCAAAUGAAAAUAAGUUUGAUAUUACUUUACUUUGUAUUCUCCUGCGUAAUAUUUGUGGUUUAAAACCACCUCGUGAUCCAAUAUGGACGUCAGUAAAUGACCCCACUGACUAUUCAACUGAAGCAGAUAUUACUCGUAUUAGGUUAUUUCGUAAUGAUCGUUUUGCUCACUUACCUAACACUUCAGUAAGCUUUAAUGAAUUUGAAGAUUUUUGGGUAAAAAUAAGCGAACCAUUACUUCGUUUAGGAAUAAGUAAGGAGGAAAUAGAUAGAAUAACGAGUGAGUUGUAUGGUAAUGAGGACUAUGAAAGGAUUUUGAGAGAAUGGGAUGAAUUAAAGAAUGAUUUAGAAGUUUUAAAAUCAGAUCACAAAGAAAUUAAGAAUACCCUAAAGGAUGUCGGUGUGAAUGUUGUGAAAGUGAUAGAUAAAUCAGAAUUAGUAGGAGAUGAUAUUAAAGGAAUCAAAGCAAGUGGACAUGGACUUACUUCGGUUUCAGAAGAAGAUGUUUUAACAAAAAACCUUGUUAGCUGUACUUUUAAAAGUGAAAUUAAGCAUCAUUAUGAAAAAUACUUGAAUGGAACACGUGAAUGGGUUUUUAAAGAGUUUUUAGAUUGGUUUGAAGACGAUACUUCUCAAAAUCGUGCAUUUGUUAUUUCUGCUGUUGCUGGUAUGGGUAAGUCGGUAAUUUCAGCUACUUUAUGUAAACGUUUUCCUCAUUACUUGACUGCAGUUCAUUUCUUUCAACAUAACAACAGUCGUUACAAUAAAGCCAAUGUACUUCUUCAAUCUUUAGCGUUGCAAGUUAGUCGUAAUUUUCCAGCUUACAAACAACUUCUUGUGAAAAAACUUUCAGGUCAACUCUCACAGACUUUGAAUGACAUGAAUGUGGAAGGAUUAUUCUCCCUUCUUUUUUCUGAGUUGUUUUGUAAUAUCUCAGAAUUUCCCAAGCGAAUGUUAGUUGUGCUUGAUGCUCUUGAUGAAUGUGGUUAUCCAGAAAGAGAUGACCUUGCUUAUUUGCUUGCUAAUCACUUACACAAACUUCCGCCUUGUUUUCGCUUUGUAAUUACAACCAGACCUAACGAAGAUGCUUUAAAUAAGUUCGAAAAAUUAAAUCCACUGUUCAUUAAUUGUAGCGAUGAUCGCAAUUUAGAGGAUAUUAAAUUAUUGAUUGAAGAAAGAAUUGGCUCUACUGACAGCCUUUCUGAUGUUAAAAACAGUUUGACAGAAAAAGCUGACGGACUUAUGUUGCUUGCAUCACUUCUUUGCAGCGAAGUCAAAAAUCAGGAUUUGUUGAAAAGUUCCAUACCGAAAGAUCUCAGUGAAUAUUACAAAAUUUCCUUAACAAGAUUAAGUAAGGAAUUAGAUAUCAGUAACGAAAAGUUUCAGUCAAUUUUAAAUACUUUGGCUGUUGCUAAAGAACCUCUUCAUUGGGACAUGAUCGAUGACGUUCUUUGUUUGAAUUCGAAUCGCAUAUCACUUCCGGUUCGAGAGAUUAUCUCUUGUCUGUUUGUUAGCAAUGACGAAGGAUGUGUUUCGUUUUUUCACAAAUCUUUAAAUGAUUGGUUGUUGGAUGAUCGAAAACAUAUUUACUCAGUAAAAACUCUUUGUGGUCAUCAACUUGUUUUAGAAUUUUGUUUAAAAUCUUUGGAUAAACUCAAAUCUGGAGGUGUAAACUAUGAAAUCAUCAAACAUGCAUCAGUUAGGUAUUCAGUCAAGUAUUGGUUGCAUCAUUUACUCGCUAUUUCUGAUUAUGAUUAUAUCGUUAAAAAUAUUGGUAAAUAUCUUGUUGACUUGGAAGUUUUAGUUGCUUCUGUGUUGGUUGAUGGUAGUCGGACUGUUGAAAAUUUUUCCUUAUUCAACGCACAUGAUGCGUAUUUUCUUAUUUCUGAGGACAUUCGAUUGUUAUUUAAUGAAGUUUAUUCUGUAAUGACGUACUCUGUGCUUUUUGAAAAUGAAGUAAUUUUUUUGCAAAACGUUGCCAACGAAGUCAAGGAUCUGUCGUCUCAAGCCACCACAAUGCUUCAAACACGUUUCAAAGAUUCACCAUAUCUAGAGUACAGAGACACGGGUUUUGUAAAGGCUCGGUUAUUACGUUUACAUCGUGAUUUGAUUUCUGUUGAUGUUUCACGAAAUCAUGAUUACGUCGUCUGUGGCUAUUAUGAAUUUGUCGUGCAACUUUUUUCAUUAAGAACAAACAGAUGUUUAUGGAUAAAAAAUAUUGCUGGUCAGUUUAAGCAAUAUGAAGAGGGAGUCUUUAGCGUUGUCUUUCAUCCAUUCGAAGAUUUGAUUUUUGCUUCCCAGCUUGAUAAGGUACUAGAUAUUGAUUGUAAAAUUUCCUCCAGCCCGUUCCAUUGUGAUGAUUCUACUUCUAAGUUCUUUACCAACAAAUGUUUUUCCAAAAAUAAGUACACAAUGGUCACUAGUUACCAAGAUACUUUGACAGUAUGGGACGUUGAGAAAGGUGAGAAGAAACGCAGUAUUAGAUGUAAUAAUGUGGUGAACUCACUGUGUUUUUCCAAUUCUAGAAGAUAUUUGUGUGUUAUUGAGGAAAAAAGAGAGGUUCAAAUAUUUGAUGUAGCGAAUAAUUAUGAAACAUUCGUUUACGACGAUCAUUUACCGUCUGAAGAAUUAAGUAAGUAUGGUGUUUUGUUAACUGUUGGUCUUCAUUCUUGGUGUUGUUGCUUUCGUUUUUAUACGAAUAAACGUUUCAUUGUAAAUCUCACUGGUGAAAAACUUCCUCACUUUAAUCGUGAUUCCCUUACUUCCUAUACUCCCAUUCCUCUUGAUCCUUUCGAUGACAACGGAUCUAGCUUUUCCUUUUAUGGAGCAGGAAAUUAUUAUUUUGUUUUGUAUAACGACAAUGUUCUUUGGUUUAAAUACGGACUUGACUUUCAUCUUUAUUCAAUACCGCGUGCAUGUUUAACUGACAGUUACAAUUUUCAUAACAAGAAAUUUUGCUCAAAUGGAAAAUUUCUGCAUCGGAGCAAUCAAGAAAGAUCAAGGGUAAUUAUAUACCGUCUCAACACGUUUGACUUUGUUGUCAAGGAAUGUUUUUUUAGUGACAUGGUUGCUGUAGAAAAUGGAGUUAUUUUGCUUACGGCAAAAAAUAUUCCUGAGCUUUGGAAUAAUGAUUUGACAAAACUUGUUUAUAGUUUUGAUGAACUAAAAGGUAGAAACAAAAUUUUUGAGGUGAGUGAUGUACUAUUUGCUUGUCAAAAAACUGAUUCUUUUGUAUUUUUCAAUGUUGAAAACAAGCGUAAAGAAAUAUCAGUGAAUUUUGAAAAUUAUCGAAAUGUGCACGUAUUUGCAUGUAGCUCUAAGUAUCACGUGUUUGCAAAAGUUGAAUUUAAGGGUCAGAAAAUUUACUGUAUGUGGCAUGAAGACAAGCUUGUUAAUGGUUGGGAUGACGUAAUUAAAGAGGAAAGCGCCAAUUUAAUAGCCGACAAAUUCUUUGGAGAGUACCUGGGUGAUAUGACUCGCUGUAUAACUUACGCUGCUUUUUCACCUUCAGCAGAUAAGUUAGCAAUAAGUUACAAGCGUAGCUAUGUGAAAGUAUUUGACGUUAAAAACAUACAAAUUAUUUAUAGUUGUACUCUAGAGUUUUCUAUUGAUCCAAAGUUUUUCUUUGUUGAUGAUAGGUAUAUAAUUAGUGAUCGAUUAAAUUUGAUUGAUUUGAAAUAUUUUAAGAUUGUAGAAUUAUUUCUCCCACGUUUGAGCAUACGUCCAAGAACUUUAUAUUACUGUCGUAAACGCAAACUUGCUUUGAUUUUUUCUUCCAUAAAGAUCCCGCAACAAUGCGUAAAAAUCAUCUUCUCACAAGGAUAAAUUUGGUCUUUGAUGAUAAAAUUUCUCACAAAUUUGGAUAAUGACUAUAGUAUCUUUAAAAAAAUCUUGCUCAGUUUUUAUGCAUGAUCCCUAUCAUUGUUGACAAUUCAAUUAAUGUCUGUUUGCGUAUGAUUUCAUGAAACGACCUUUGUCUAAUUUUGAUUGUUCUGUACAGAGACCGCAGUGUACGAUAAUGUCAACAUUGAGAGAGAUCAUGUAUAAAAGCUGAAGUUAAUCAAUUAAAGAUGAAAAUUCAAUGACAAUAAAGACAAACCAUAAACACAAAUGAUUUCGUGUCUAAGAUAAUAAUUUUCCUUGCACAAGGAAAUAAUUUUAUUGACCUUUAUCUUAUCACACAAACAUAUAAAAUGCAAACUAUUGUUAGUUAUUGUACCACAGGUUAUAUUUGUUUAUAUCCACACCAUGUAAACAUAUAAUUUUCAUGCAAAUGUAUUCAGUUUUUCGAUACUCUUACACCAAAAACAAGUUGCUACUAAUUAAAUAAAUACUAUCUUGCACUGAAA